AGAGAGAGAGAGAGAGAGUGCGAGUGUGGGUUGUGGAUGUGGGUGGCUCACGCUAGCACAGAGCAAAGGUGCAGCUUGCUAAGAGGAAAGCGGGGGGCUCCGAGGGAAGCCCGAGGGCCAACAUGACACCCGGCCGAGCCACGCACGCCGCAGCAUGCGUGGCCCCACAACGGGCAUGACGACGUCGGAUUCAUGGUGACCGCUGCAGCAGCGCUCGCUGGCUCCACAAGGUUCUCGACCACAACUUGGCCGCAGAGGGUCCGCGGGGAAACAUGGCCGAAGGAGGACCCACCAGGUCCACUGAGCAGGAGGAACGGGCUCGACCCCACGUCCGGUCAGGAUCAGGCUUCUGCAAAUGGUUCAACGUCCGCAUGGGCUUUGGAUUUAUCUCCAUGACCAGCAGCGAGGGGACCCCCGUCGACCCUCCUCUGGAUGUUUUCGUCCACCAAAGCAAGCUGGUGAUGGAGGGCUUCCGAAGCUUAAAGGAAGGUGUGCCAGUGGAGUUCACCUACAAGAAGUCCUGCAAGGGUCUCGAGUCCCUGCGGGUGACCGGACCGGGCGGGGGACCCUGCGCUGGCAGCGAGAGGAGGCCCAAAGGAAAGGUCCCGCUCCAGAAGCGUAAACCAAAGGGAGACCGCUGUUACAACUGUGGCGGUCUGGACCACCACGCUAAGGAGUGUAACCUGCCUCCCCAGCCAAAGAAAUGCCACUACUGCCAGAGCAUCACGCACAUGGUGGCCCAAUGCCCCCACAAGGUGCUGGCGCCCCCCGCAGGCUCUCAGGACCAACACGCGUCUACCUCCGCCUCCAGCCCGGGGUCGUCGACCUACCUCGCUCCCCCGGAGGAGGAUGAGCGCUACGGCGCCUCUUCCCUGGGAGGUUCAUCCUCGUCCCCCGAAGAGCCUCAAAGUCACCGCGGCCCCCGGACACAGAGGUGGAGGAAGUCCUAAAAGAAAGUCUCUUCGUCCUCGACACCACCGCUUCAUCUACCUCACACCUGUGACAAAAUGGGAGGUUUUCAUUUCUUCAGCUCUUGAUGUGUAUUUGUUGUUAUCGUCCCACGGCGACUAUCCGAGGGAAGCCACGGUGACUAUCCGACGGCUACGGAUGCUGACUUCAAGGGCGCCAUCUUGUGUUCAAUCAGGGCAGCUCAGGAGGCAAACAUGCAACGAUCAUGGUUUGAUUUCCUCCUUCGUCUUAUUCUUUUUUUUUUAUAUACCUACUGUUCACAAAUGUCAUCAAUUACUCUUUUUUUUUUUAACACAUUUUAAGAAGGUUCAUAUGGGAGUCGCAACCCUUAAGCUGUAAUCCGCACAUAAAUGACUGUUAAAAGCCAUCUUUAGGGAACCUUAAUGGAUUCCAGAUGGAUCAGAAGAUUUUUUAACCCAUUUUAUAUACUCUCCAGUCACAAUCUAAUGAGAUCCAAUUGAGAGGUGAAUGAAAAAAUAUGGGCGACGCGUUUGCAUGCUUGCAAAGAUCAACGCCUUUGUCGUCGUUGUCAUGCCUUUUUAUUCCACUAGCUUAGUUUAAUCGGAAGAGUUUCAUUAUGUUAAGAAGACUGCGACGGCUUGAAAAUUAUUAAUAUAUAUGUGAAGUCCGGAUUAUAUCUAUAAAUGAGAAUUUAUUAAGUCAUUUUUUUUCAAGAUCUAACUUAGAUGAUAGCCCUCUUGUGUGUGU
Molecule: messenger RNA, 1677 nt
Organism: Syngnathus acus (greater pipefish)
Lineage: Eukaryota; Metazoa; Chordata; Actinopteri; Syngnathiformes; Syngnathidae
Gene: lin28b
Product: lin-28 homolog B (C. elegans)
Exons: 4
Coding region: 273-950 (225 amino acids)
Molecular function (GO): nucleic acid binding; zinc ion binding
Source: RefSeq, a predicted model, not a curated record